GAUUGGUUACCAGCAAUAUAAACGGCUCUUCCCCAUGUUCACCGUUGUACAGCCGGCGCAAAGACAUCCGACAACACGCAUGUCUUAAAUAAACGCCAUGAACCAAUGUUCUCCCACUUGACAAGCGUUGAAUUUCCUUGCAAUAAUCUAAUACUUGAUCUGCCCAACAUGCUUGCGCCAUCGCUUCUCUACGGUCUUCUGGCCGCGGCCUCUUCGGUCAACGCGUAUCAUCACGCGAAGACUAUCAACUACACUGUCGUGACCGGUAUCUUCCAACAAGACGACAACACCACCGACCCUUCGACCUUCGAUUUCCUGAGCAGCAACUUUGGUCUAAUUAACCGAACCUACCCAAGCGACUCUUCCUACCCAAAUCGCAAGCACGCAACCCAAUGGCAGCGUCUCGCCCACUACCUCUCCACCUUGAACAAGAAGGCACCGCGCAAUGAGCGCUACACCCUCUUCUUCAUGGGCCGCCACGGUGAAGGCUUCCACAACGCCGCUGAGUCCUACUUUGGCACCCCAGCGUGGAACUGCUACUGGUCCGAGUUAGACGGCAACGGCACCGUCACGUGGGCUGAUGCGCAGCUCACAGAACCCGGUAUCGAGCAAGCCAAAGUUGUAAAUACCUUCUGGAAACAUCUCAUCAAGGACGAAAAGAUAUCUCCGCCCGAGACUUUCUAUACGAGUCCUUUGCACCGCUGUCUCGACACUGCUAAGCUUAACUUUGAGGGUGUGCCUCUUCCGCGCAAGAACCCCUUUGUGCCUGUCGUCAAGGAGUUUCUGAGAGAGGGUAUCAGUGCGCAUACUUGCGAUCGCCGUCAUAGCAAGUCUUACAUCAAGAAGAACUUCCCCGGCUUCAAGUUCGAGAAGGGGUUUGCCGAGGAAGACCCAUACUGGACUGAGCUUUUCGCGGAGCCGCGCGCAAACCAGGAUGCGAGGUCCAAGGUUGUGCUCGACGAUAUCAUCAGCAAUGAUGAUAGCACGUACAUCUCCAUUAUCUCGCACUCUGGUGAGAUUGGAAGUCUGCUGCGGGGUAAGCUUCCUCUUCCUUAGUUUGGUGAUAACUUUUUUUACUAAUGACGACGUAGUUCUCGGUCACCGUGAGUUCCGUCUUGCGACUGGAGCUGCUAUCCCGGUUCUGGUCAAGGCAACGACAAUCAAUGCUCCAGCGCCGCCUACGACUACGCUUCCGUACACACCUCAGAAGACAUGUGCUGUGCCGCCGACUAUCCGUGACUCGAGCUGCAAUGACUGCUCGUGCUGUACGUGAACGGGCGUUAUUCGCACAGGAAGUAGUAGUUCUGUAUUCGCCUCA
Molecule: messenger RNA, 1318 nt
Organism: Alternaria alternata
Lineage: Eukaryota; Fungi; Ascomycota; Dothideomycetes; Pleosporales; Pleosporaceae
Product: phosphoglycerate mutase-like protein
Exons: 2
Coding region: 106-1056 (316 amino acids)
Cellular component (GO): cytoplasm
Molecular function (GO): phosphatase activity
Source: RefSeq, a predicted model, not a curated record